CCAGGGAGACUAACAAUAUAAAUUAAAAAGAAAAAGUGGAACCACAGUCCAAAAUUCAACUCACCAUGAUAAUCAACAUUGCAUCAUACAAAAAGUGCCAGGUUUGUUAUGCUCCAAAGGCCUUCCAGUACACGGAGAUCUUAAGGGCUAACCCCUGAAUGAACAUGGAAGGGACGGGACCAGCAAUUUUCAUAGUUUAACCCUCCCAUGUAUCGCUACCACGCAGCCCGCAGCGAAACCUCUGCACAAGCAAGCUCAACGAGUUUGUGAGGCGGAGAGGGAGUUUGCAAAACGAAAGAGGAGGGACAGUAAUAGAAAAGAGGGGGCUCCAUUGGACCCAGACGUUACCAACCUCGCCGAAUCAGAAUUACUGGAGCCACCCCCUUGCAGAGAACUAGCCACGGGAGAGAAAGGUUCUCGCCUUCAAUCAGAAGAAAAUUAGAUGCGUUUGGCAAAGAGACUAUAAUUCCCAUGAGUCUUGUCUCCCACGGAAAAUAGCGACGAGAGCAACGAAAGAAGUUGAGUCUUUCGGGAGCUGUAGUUCAAUGCCUUCAUAAGGGCGUGGCCGGAGGGCGGUCUUUAAUUCUCAUAAGAGGGAAGGCGCUCGGCUGGAAGAGAGUUUGUUCAAGCGUUUGGCGGGACUUUUGUUAUCGUUAGAUUAUUAUUUUUUUCUGUUGUGAUCUUGAUCCUGUGAGAGGGGGCGAACCUUUUCCAAGGCUCGGGUUUGCACCAGCUGAGAGCUGCUGACUUGACAAGGCUGAGCGCUUCCCCCCCCCAUUGUCUAUCAGACUUGUUGGAAUUCCUUCAUUUACAUCAACUCUGCAGACAAGAAUCGCUGUCACUGCUCCAGCCGAGAAGUAAGCCAGACUUGAGUGCUUUAGGUUCUGGUGUGCAAAAGCCAUGGAUGCCGAGAGCAUUGUGCAGCAGCUGCAGCUGGAAUUGGCUUGCACCAUUUGCUUGAAAAGCUUCUUAGACCCAGUCACUCUCGACUGUGGGCACAACUUCUGCCACAACUGCAUUGUGAAUUACUGGGCAGCCCUUUCCAAAAGCACCGCCUGCCCUCAGUGUGAGCAGGAGCCUUCUCGUAUAUGCCUCAUCCCAAACAGGCAGCUGGCCAAUAUGAUUAAGCUAAUGAAAGAGCUGAGCGAGCAGGCAAAGCAAGCAGCAGGAAAGGGGAAAGCCUGUGAGAAGCACCGGGAGGAGCUGAUAUUUUUCUGCAAGGAUGAUCUAAUUCCCUUCUGCUCAGUGUGUGACAAAUCCGAGGAGCAUCAGGCGCAUAGUGUCAUCCCUGUGUCAAAAGCUGCGGAAGAGUAUAAGGAUCAUUUUUUAAGAAGCAUUAAGGUUCUAAAUCAGGAAAAAGAAAAGAUUCUGGAGCAUCAGUCUGAUGCAGAAGGGCUAAUCCUAGCCAUGCUUCACGAAACAGAAGAGGACAAGCAGUUCAUGGUGGCUGAGCUUGAAGAACUGCGCCAGUUUCUGGUGGACCAAGAGAACCUUCUGCUGAACCAGAUCAUGGGAGACUUGGAGAAGGAGAUCAUAUGGAAGAAGAGCCAGAAUGAGGCCAUAGCCUUCCGGAAACUCACCACUCUUGAUGAUAUCAUCCAGGAGCUGAAGACCAAGUAUCAUCAACCAACGCUUGAACUCUUGCAGGAUGUUGGGAGUACCUUGGAAAAGUGCGACAAGAGGUCUGCAAGUCCAGAGCGUAUUCCACCAGAGCUGAGCUUGAGGACCUGGGACUUCUGUGAUUUUAAUGCCUUUCUGGAGGGAGCUGCAAAGCAAUUUAAAGACUCUCUGAUAUCUGGAUAUCAAAUACAGAAAGCAAAUGUGACUUUGGAUCCCGACACGGCUCAUCCCCGACUCAUUCUCUCUACGGAUCGCAAAAGUUUGCGGCUGCGAGACGCACCUCAAGACCUGCCCAUGAACGACAGGAGACUUAACCAGACUUUUUCUGUGCUGGGCUGUGAGAAAUUCACAGCAGGCAGGCACUACUGGGAUAUUACUCUGGGAAACGAGGGUGACUGGGGCAUUGGGGUCGCUACCCAUUCGACGGGGAGAAAAGGCUCUGUCUCCCUUACCCCUACAGAAGGGAUCUGGGCUGUCGCAAAGCAGGGCGAGUGCUGGACAUACCUCAACCCUCCUUAUGUUGUGUCUAUGGCUGUGGGAAAGUUGCCCAAGAGGCUCCGAGUGUCUCUGAACUAUGUUGGGGGCCGGGUGGCCUUUUCUGAUAUUGAUGAAGGAACAGAGUUCUACGCAUUCCAAUCGUUAUCCUUCACUGGAGAGCCCCUUCACCCCUUCUUUUGGCUUCAGGAAAAAGCCCACCUCACCCUCUCUCCCUAAAACAGUCCAAAUUGACCUGGCAGGCCCAGCUGUCCACUGGUCUCCAGCCUCAUUCCUGGCUUCACUUUCCCUCUACGCCCAGCCCUCCCCCACCCACAGGGCUACUGCUACUCAAGGAGGCUGCUGUGACCCUUUAGGCCGAAUCUCUCCGUUCCCAGUGGCUGUUCUCUUGUUACUGAAUGGAGUCCCCCAGCAAACAAGGAGCCUUCUGUGAGGUUUUUCAGGGGCAGAAGCAGCUGCUGCUGUGGGGGAGCAGUUGGGGUGGGUAGCUAUUAUUCCAAAGGGGGAGGGGGGACACUCCCAUCAUGAUUUGUAAUUGGUUUUAAAGCAGACUAGAAUUUGUUAAUUUUCUAUAUCAAUUCGUUCUUUUGUCUGCUCAAGAAUACUGUGGGGUUUUUUGGGGGGGAUUACUAAUCUAAUAAAAGCUGCUUCUUUUCAGACUCAAA
This is a messenger RNA of Rhineura floridana, 2780 nucleotides long. Its product is annotated as zinc finger protein RFP-like. The transcript is spliced from 8 exons. Bases 901 to 2334 code for a protein of 477 amino acids. The record is from RefSeq and is a predicted model, not a curated record. NCBI's taxonomy places the organism in Eukaryota, Metazoa, Chordata, Lepidosauria, Squamata, Rhineuridae. Gene Ontology annotation, molecular function: zinc ion binding; protein binding.